CGUGAGCAUCAAACAUUAUGCUGUCUCCGGCUCGGCUCGACCGGUGCGUUAGACCGUCGUUGUUUGGUUAUCGCAGGCCGAUGACCCGCCGUUGGUGAUAACCUUUCCGGCGGUGGUUCCACCACGGCACGCCGAUGACGAUGCUGAUGGUACGCGGUAGCGUACCGAUAGGACAUCAUCCGGGACCCGAUGGUCGCGACAGCAAGGUGCAGCAAACAGCCGGACAAUAGCGCCUAGGCCACGCAGUACUUACGCAGCAAUCCGCACGGUAGCGCCACAGGAGCACGCGUGAUCGGGUUGGGCCCGGUCGAGCCAGUUGUUGCGUACGGAACCCUCUACGCCCUUACCACCGUGCCCGGGUGCCGUGCGCCAAAGGACACUCGAUCAACUCCUGCGUGUGCGCGUGUGCCAAGUGCAAAGGAGCCUUCGAAUUGCACGGUGUGCGUAAUCCAAACUCGCUUCGCGUCGCCGGUUUGUGUCGGAGAGCCGGUUUUGUGUCGGACCGGUUUUGUGUCGGAGAGAGGGGAGGGAGGGCGUUUGUCAUCCCAUACCAAGGAAGGCGAGCAAGCGAGAUAUACCGCGUCGCACAAUAUGCUGAGACAGACGGCGAAAAGAUAUAUUGCGCUCGUUCCGGCACACGCCACCGUACGCAGCUUGUGCGCGGCUACGGUAUCGAGGGGUGCGGAAUCGCGACAGACCGCUAGAACAACGAACAACGCCGGCAUCACUCCAGUACUCCAAGCUAACGAUACCAGCAGCAGUGUGCUAGCGCGAGCUUCAAUUUGGCGCAGAUCUGUGGCCAACAUUCGAUUCGCCUCGUCGUCUUCGUCAUCAUCAUCGACGCUACCGAAAGCAUCAUCCAGCAUGGCCGGCAAUGCGCAGCUGCUGCACGCUAACCUGUGGGAGCAGGACCCGGAGCUGAUGGAUCUGAUACGCAAGGAGAAGAAACGGCAGACGCGCGGCCUGGAGAUGAUUGCCAGCGAGAACUUUACCUCCCUCUCGGUACUGCAGUGCUUGAGCUCCUGCCUGCACAACAAAUACUCGGAAGGUCUGCCUGGCCAACGAUACUAUGGUGGUAACGAGUUCAUCGACGAGAUCGAACUGUUGGCCCAGCGGCGAGCGCUCGAGGCGUACCGGUUGGAUCCAAAGCAGUGGGGCUGCAACGUGCAACCGUACUCGGGCUCGCCAGCCAACUUCGCCGUCUACACGGCGUUGAUCGAGCCCCACGGGCGUAUCAUGGGACUCGAUCUGCCGGACGGUGGCCAUCUGACGCACGGUUUCAUGACACAAACGAAGAAAAUCUCCGCCACCUCCAUCUUCUUCGAGAGCAUGCCGUACAAGGUGAACCCCCAGACCGGGCUGAUCGAUUACGACAAGCUGGAGGAGUCGGCUCGCCUCUUUAAGCCGAAGGUCAUCAUUGCUGGCAUCUCGUGCUAUUCGCGCUGCCUCGACUACAAACGCUUCCGCGAGAUAGCGGACCAGAACGGUGCCUACCUGUUCGCCGAUAUGGCGCACAUCUCCGGUCUCGUCGCGGCAGGUGUCAUCCCGUCACCGUUCGAGUACGCCGACGUGGUCAGCACGACGACCCACAAGACGCUCCGUGGGCCCCGGGCCGGUGUCAUCUUCUUCCGCAAGGGCGUCCGCAGCGUGAAGCCGAACGGCGAGAAGGUGCUGUACGAUUUGGAGUCGCGCGUCAACCAGGCUGUGUUCCCAGGGCUACAGGGUGGCCCGCACAACCACGCGAUUGCCGGUAUCGCGACCUGCAUGCAGCAGGCCAAGACGCCCGAGUUCCGCGCGUACCAGGAGCAGGUGAUCCGGAAUGCCCGGGCACUCUGCCAGGGGUUGCUCGAUGCGGGCUACUCGGUGGCGACCGGUGGCACCGACGUGCACCUCGUGCUGGUCGAUCUGCGCCCGGUCGGCAUCUCCGGGGCGCGGGCCGAGUACAUUCUCGAGGAGAUUUCGAUUGCGUGCAACAAGAACACGGUACCAGGUGACAAGUCGGCCCUCAAUCCGUCCGGCAUCCGGCUCGGUACGCCGGCCUUGACGACUCGCGGUCUGCUCGAGAGCGACAUGGCCCAGGUGGUGGCGUUCAUCGAUCGUGGUUUGCGCCUAUCGAAGGAGAUCGCCACCGUGACCGGCCCGAAGCUGGCCGACUUCAAGCGCAUCAUCCACGAGGACCCUGGUAUCGAAGCCGAGGUGCAGGCACUGCGUGCCGAGGUCGAGCGUUACAGUGCACAGUUCCCUCUGCCAGGCUACGAGAAAUUCUAAAGCCCACGCACACUACCGACUACACCAAUAAAAAAAAAACCCGCUGGCCAUUUUACAACAUUUUUUUUCCGAAAGGUAA
Messenger RNA from Anopheles aquasalis, 2347 nucleotides. It is a transcript of the gene Shmt, whose product is annotated as serine hydroxymethyl transferase. NCBI's taxonomy places the organism in Eukaryota, Metazoa, Arthropoda, Insecta, Diptera, Culicidae. Gene Ontology annotation, cellular component: nucleus; cytoplasm; mitochondrion. Gene Ontology annotation, biological process: tetrahydrofolate interconversion. The record is from RefSeq and is a predicted model, not a curated record. Gene Ontology annotation, molecular function: pyridoxal phosphate binding; glycine hydroxymethyltransferase activity.